GAGAGAAUGAACAUCAAGAGGACCAUUUGGAGGCUUUCUUCGAUGAUCACGGUAAUAUUUUUACUACGUGCUUCAUUAUCAAUUUUAUUACAUUAGUCCUCCCAAGAAUGUUGAUAUUGAAUCUCAACGAACUCACUUCUCGUUCUCGUCAGGUGACUGCGAGAGGACCCGACUUUUUCGUUGAAGAAGGGAUCGAAAUAAUCUACCAGAGGAGCGUGCUGUUAUCAAGGAGGGGCCGCCCAAGGGGCGACCCCGGUUUCUUGUACUUAUGAGGGCGAAGGGCCGUCAUGGGUAUUACGCAUGAAGCUGCAAGCAAAUGAAGCACGAAGACAACUACUAUGGUACUGGAUAUUGACGCAAACAGAAACUCAAAUCUUCGAACUUCUUGCAGUGAAUCGGACCACAUGAGUAGUACAAGUGGAAUAUUAGCACAAGAAUGAUGAAAAAAUAUGUUGGGAACUACAAAGUGGAAUCUUCUCUAUGAACGUUAUAAUUCCAAGGAAAGUCAAACUCUUGCGGUAGAUAAAAAGAACGAAGUACUUAUAUUACAUUUGGAUUGAUAUUAAGUAUGGGCGUAAUAUGAUAGUCGACGUGACUUGCUUAGAAAAUAGUUGUUAUUCAUCUGGCAGAUAGAAAUAUAAUAGCUGCGCCAACAAAUUGUAAAUAUGGAAAAUAUGAUAGAUAUCCAUCAUUGGAAGAGCCAGAAGAAGUGGCCUAAAUGAUAAAUAUUCAGAUGACCUCGAAAUAUGUAUAUGAGGAUUGGUAAUUGUAAUUUGUCUAGGGAAAUAAUUGUGAUUCGUGAACAGAACAGCGUCUUAUAUAUAUAAUUCUGCAAAAAUUGGUGUUGAUCUACAUCUAGAAGAUAAUAAAUCGACGAAAAGAGUACUAGAACAAGAAACGCAACAACUACACAGCGACAGCUACAGGAAACAAAAAUGGUACUAGAGCUAGUACGUCCACAUAACACGGCAAAAAGAGUCAACAUAUAUAACAGCAGACCAUCUACAGCUACAACUUGCGCAUUCAACAUGCAUGGAUGCAUGCACAAUCAAGAACCUG
Molecule: messenger RNA, 1059 nt
Organism: Amoebophrya sp. A25
Lineage: Eukaryota; Dinophyceae; Syndiniales; Amoebophryaceae
Source: the annotation of a GenBank genome assembly